Molecule: messenger RNA, 2202 nt
Organism: Melitaea cinxia (Glanville fritillary)
Lineage: Eukaryota; Metazoa; Arthropoda; Insecta; Lepidoptera; Nymphalidae
Product: probable G-protein coupled receptor Mth-like 3
Exons: 9
Coding region: 1-2202 (733 amino acids)
Biological process (GO): cell surface receptor signaling pathway
Cellular component (GO): membrane
Molecular function (GO): transmembrane signaling receptor activity
Source: RefSeq, a predicted model, not a curated record
AUGUGGGUUUUGUUUUUAGCCUCAAUAAUUGUGAUUGCAGAGGCGGAAGAUAUAAAAAUAAGUGAUAAACAAAAAUUAAUAUUUCGUAAGUGUUGUCCUGAAAAUCAAAGUUUAAUUAAAGUGACUGAAGUUAAUGAGACACUUAGUGAACUAUAUGAGUGUCACGAUGGUGUGAUUUUAGAGGAAAUUUAUGGUAUAGUAAGUGAACCCCUCUAUGUCAGAAGUAGUGUGCUGGUCAAAAAUGGUCUUCCUAAGGACUGUGAUGAAUUGCAAAUGGUUACAGUAAGUAUUGCCGAAACGGAAACAUUGCCAAAGGAAAAUAUUUGCUAUGACAUGCUUGUUGCUGAAGUCGUUAAUGGUACUUUAAAACAAAAUGUACCGAAAACAGUCGCAUUGUCUUGUAAUCAAAGUGAUAAUGUAAUCGUAAGUGAACCUAAAUUAAAGAUACACGCAUUUCGUAAAUGUUGUCCCAGAGGUCAGAGUUUUGACACAAAAUACCACGAAUGUCGACUAAAUAAUAAACAAAAUAACAAAAAUUGGUUACCUCAUCAACUUGAUUUAAGCUCUGGUCACAUAUAUGAAACAGAUUAUGGUCUACCAUGCAAAUUUGAUGAAUACGCCGUGGAGUUAUAUGAAAGUGCCUUUAUAUUAUCUGUAGAAGGCAGUACUUUAUUUGCUUUAAGUAGAAGUGGAGAAAAAGACAGCAGGUUAAUGCGAGGAGAAUGGUGUAUGGAUCAAGAACAUGGUACUCGUAGAGUCAUAGCACAAGUUUGUACACGGAACUGCGAUACGUUUAGCGCUUAUUGUGUAAGAAAAUGUUGUCCAGCUGGACAACAUUUUAAACUUCGCCGCUGCGGGAGCUAUGCUAGUGUAUGUGUUCCAAAUGAAGAUGACGACGCUCGUUUUAAUAUUUCUACCUAUUUAGACCCAUUACAAAGAGAAUAUGAAAAUAUAUUCGACGUAAUGGGUGUGAGAAUAGGCUUGCAAUGUCCCGCUGGGAGAUACGGGCUUAAUACGUCACUUCCUCAAGAUCAGCAUCAUUUAACUCGUAAUUCCUACCUGGAGACUCCUACGACUCUUACGCACAAUUAUUGUCUAGAGAUGUUCGAUCGGCGGGAAUGCCCUGAACAUAAUGACGUCAUCGUCAGUGGCGUUUUGUGCUUUUUGCCAGCCACACUAACUAAGGAUUUUCGCGUUUCUUUUGUAAUAAUAACAAUAUCAAGCGUUUGUCUUGCAUUGACCUUGAUCGUGUACUCCGUCUUGCCGGAGCUGAGGAACCUGCAUGGUCGCACUCUGAUCUGUCACGUCAGCAUGAUGCUGCUCGCCUGCGCUUGCCUCGCCCGAGUACAGCACAGCGCCGUAGAGGACUAUCGACUUUGUACACUAUUGGGGUACGGCAUAUACUUUGGAUUUGUUGCGGCGUUCUCUUGGCUCAACGUCAUGUGCUUCGACAUCUGGUACACAUUUGGGAGCGUUCGCACAGUUCAGCCUCUUCGCAAAUCCGCGUCAGAACGACGAAGGUUUUUGUGGUAUUCUCUCUACGCGUGGAGUAUCGCAGUGAUGCUUACCCUGACGAUGUUCCUUUUGGAUAGAUAUCCUAUUUCUGCAGUUUUGGACGCCAAUAUUGGAAACGGUGCUUGCUGGUUUGGAUCAGUUCAAAACACGCAAUCGGAUUGGCCACACUAUAUAUUUUUUGUGGUACCGAUGGGUAUUGUAACCUGUGUUAAUUUUAUACUGUGGUUGCUCACGUCUCGUCACUGCGCCCAAGUUAAAUCCGAAGUCCAUCGCCUUCAAGCUGGUUCAGUUGGAGAUCGUGCAAAGCGGAGAUUCAGAAUUGACAGGGCAAAAUACAUUCUCACCGGAAAGUUAUGGGUAGUCAUGGGAGCGGGAUGGAUUUCCGAACUUCUUUCCACAAUAGUCUCUGAACCGCAGUGGCUAUGGAAUAUCGUCGACCUUUUUAAUGAGUUGCAAGGAGUUUUUAUAUUUUUAAUCCUAGUGGUCAAGCCAAAGCUGUAUUAUCUUAUCCGAAAACGAAUCGGUUAUUCUCGGACUCCGAUUGAUACAAGAUUGGAGAAGCCGGAUGCACAGAACAAUGCUGCUUCAUCAGGUCGGACUUCAUCAACUUUCCUGUCGAGAACUAUCAGUUCAGACGAGCGUACCAACAUGCGGAUAUCGUUACCUAAUAACAUCAAGCAACCUUAA